Molecule: messenger RNA, 1759 nt
Organism: Drosophila obscura
Lineage: Eukaryota; Metazoa; Arthropoda; Insecta; Diptera; Drosophilidae
Product: lipase member H-A
Exons: 6
Coding region: 702-1670 (322 amino acids)
Molecular function (GO): lipase activity
Source: RefSeq, a predicted model, not a curated record
CCCCACUUGUUUUCCCUUGCCUGGGUUAUCUGACGUUUCUCUGAGUGUAGCGAAGUCUGUGCAAUGAUAUGGAUAUCGGGGUUUCGGCUACACGCAACAAUAACAUGCACAUGAAACCGAAGAAUGAAAACGAACAACAGCUAACUCCCCACAAACCAAUGUCACCCAGACGUAGACCCGGCGCCGGGUCGUUCGUGAGUGCCAUUUUCGGUAGUUUUUCAUUCGUUUCUUGCGCUGACACAGCUUUUAAAAAGCUCUUAGUCUGUGGACUACUAACUACUGGCAGUCGUACCCAAACAUCUAGUGGCGCAUUCAAUUAGAAGCCUCCCAUUUAACCCAGUGUGUCUCUCCUUCCUACGUGAUUUAAAUGCGAACUUCGUGAGGCUCAAGUAAUGGCCAGCCUUAUCACGGUGCUGUUGUCUUUACUUUCCCUGAAUCCACUCUUAGACGCAUGUAAGAGGAUGAUCGCGCCUCCGAUAAGGAGUGGGAGUGUGAUUUGUUUGCAUAAAUACCUACGCGUGUUUCUCCGCGGUUUCUUUUUAUAGCCGAAUAUCAUAUUGAGGCGUUGCAGUUCUUCUUACGUAAUGGAAACUUCGAUUUGAAUCCAUUCAACUGUCAUUUAUGGCUGUGGGAAACGUGUCCCAAGCGUUACAUAGGAUUCCAACUGUUUACCAGAUGUCCAAUCAUUGCUGAUAAACCAAAUGGACUGGAAGAACCUCCUCAGCAGCGGUGCCCUGGACCUGAAUGUCUUGCGCUGCUUCCUGCUCGACAAGAACUUCUGUCCCAGCCCCCAUAUCGAGUAUCGACUGUUUUCGCCCAAUGGGCCACGACGAGGAGUGGCUUUAAAUGUAAAAACCCCAACGACUCUCUACAAGGGUGGCUUCGAAAAGCAUCGGGAAACGGUCUUCAUAGUCCACGGCUUCAACGGCACAGCCAUCGACAUUCACCUGCAGUUCCUGAAGGAUGCUUAUUUAUCGCGCGACUUCAACGUGAUUACCGUGGACUGGCGGCCCUUGACGCGAUAUCCCUGUUACCUGCAUUCUCUGAUAAACACCAGACUCACGGCCCAGUGCACAGCCCAGAUCUAUGCAUUUCUCACCCAUUAUGGCGCCAUCAGGGAAAAAAUCACCUGCGUGGGCCAUUCUUUGGGGGCCCACAUCUGUGGCAUGAUCAGCAACCACUUGACCAAGAAACAAUAUCGCAUAAUCGGUCUGGAUCCGGCUCGUCCUCUAAUCGAGCGAAAGAAGAGCAACACAUUUCGACUAUCCCGCGACGAUGCGAGUGUCAUACAAGUUCUCCACACAAACGCUGGAUACCUUGGCCAGGAGGACAACACGGGGCACCUCAAUUACUGCGUAAAUGGUGGACGUAUUCAACCGUACUGCAAGGGAAAUCCCAUUAGACGAUACCGCUGUUCGCAUUUCCUGAGCAUUUGCUACCUGGCCACGGCCACUUACAAGCAUAGCAGGUUUAUGGGCGUUCCCUGCCCCAAUGGGUGUCUGAAUCUCAGCGGGCCCAAGCGUUUGCCAGUCAGCGGUAAAGUAAAUCCGUUCGAGUUUGUGUCACUUCUGCGGGAGUACCAUAUAGGCAACGAUGCCCCGGACGACGCCAGCGGCUGCAUUUGCAUAGAUGUGCCUUAUGCCAAGCACUGCCCCUUCACGGAUACGUAGGAGCUGGUCACUAAGUAGGUUUAAACUAUAAAAUAUAGCUGCCGGCAAUAAAUUGAAGUACAAAUAUUUUAUUGGCGCCUUGAUAUUAA